Anguilla rostrata (American eel) is the source of this 3372-nucleotide messenger RNA. RefSeq lists its product as uncharacterized. The record is from RefSeq and is a predicted model, not a curated record. The transcript is spliced from 5 exons. Bases 168 to 1229 code for a protein of 353 amino acids. Lineage: Eukaryota; Metazoa; Chordata; Actinopteri; Anguilliformes; Anguillidae.
UGCACCUCAGCUCAGCAUUCCCUUGGUAACGGCAAAGACAGCCUGGUGUGUAAAUCUAAUGCAAGUACUUCUGGGUAAAUGGCCUCAACGGUGGCAUGUCUGCAGGAGAACUUCACUCAAGUGUGCUGGCAUUCUAAAACUGGGCAGCUUGGCUGCCAGACUCUGCAAUGUUGUCAGGAAGAUACACUCCGGUGCUGAGAAGAACACUGGCUGUAAACACAGUGCCCCAAGAUGAUGUAUGUAGGCUUCUGAGAGCACAGGGGUCGCGAUGCUCUCUGCAGCAGCGGCCGUGCAGCGCCGGAGAGUACAGGUCGCAGCGGAGGCUGCAGAAAAGAGGGGAGGCAGACGGAACAGCCGGUGGUGGCGGCGCGCGAGCCGCGUCCGCACUGGGCCAGGGGCAAGAGCGCGGGAGCGAGCGACCGCACCGGGCUGACCCCGCCGUCGACAGCCAAGAAUGCUCAAGAUGCCUCACGCCCUGCGGUGAUAAACCCGACCAGGGGGGAGCCGGAGAGGAGGCGGAGGAGUCCUGGGAUCACAGAGGGGCUCCCACUUCCACCUCGCUGCACCUUUACCUGCCCUCACCUUUUUACGAUGAGGAAGGGGAGAAGGAGAAGGACCAGGAGGACGCCAGGCAUCCAACAGGUCUGCCCCAGCAACCGGAAACCAUGGACACUAAAACUGUUCCCCCCGCCCCAAGCCGGACGGGACCGAGGCACGGCGUGGCGAAGCAGAAAAAAAGCGCAGUUGCCAGGGCGAUGCCCGGACUUGGACAGGGAGGCAAGCUCUCCGCCGGCUCUCGGAACACAGUGACUCCCAGCGGUGUUCCGAUUUCUGCUGCGAACAGUCCGGACCCUGCCGGUGAUACCCCUAACCCGGCUCCAGCUCCGAGUCCAGAGCGCCCCCUGCAGGAAGAGCACAGGGGAGCACAGGUCAAGGGGCCGCCACGCUGCUCUGCUUCGAGGCGUCUGGUGUGGCGGCCGCCCAAGGAGAAGGACAACUACUACCAGAGGGCUGUCCUCACCAAGGCCACGGACCACUUCAGGCUGAAAACCACCACGACCCUUGAGUGGGGCUUGCACGGGCCCCAGGCGAGGAAGACUGUUUUUACUCUGCAAGCCCAUAACAGCAGGCCGGGGUCCUCCCUCUGCAGAGCCAACGCCUCGAUUUCGGGCCGUGGAGGCCUCUCACGACCAUCCUCUACCCAGUCCUGUGUCAGGACUGAUGUGUGACACUUGCAGGGCCCCGGUGAAACGAUGCAUCAUUGCACACUGUGGCCUAUAGGCUCAGAGAAUAGCCUAGUUUUGUUUGGCAUAGGUAAUUAUGGGAAAUUGUAUUCCCGCAAUUGAGAAUGGUUUGUCCUAUUAAUACACUGGGUUUCAGUGUAGUGACCCCACGGGUCAGUAUUCAUUGCUGGUGCUGGUCCAACACCACGGUUCAACGAGUGGACUACAGAGAGAUAAGUUGCAGUGGCUUGUCUGCGCUUUCCAGAGUUAACAGAGCUUGCAAGCAGGAGAGAAAAAAAUCUAGGGAUUAAUAGGUUUACUGUAAAUAGUACAGAUAUAAAAGGAACGGUCAGUAAAUUGAUACCAGCACCAAACAUUUCCCUCUGGAAGCGAAACUCGAUCAAAGCGUUCCUCUUUCUCUCCUCCCUCCAGCGCUUCCUCUUGGUGGGGCUCCACGGCCCUUGGCCGUGGUACGCGAUCUCCGAUCCGUCCCCCUCAGCUCUUCUUUGGAAAAGCCCAAACGGGGCGCCGGGGAGGAAAAACAUUCCCUCUUUUUCCACAGGAGGAGGAAGCAGCAAGUGUUUCGCACUCGAGGAGGAAACAGCCCCGGGGAGAGGAGGAGAGAACAAAAAUAAAGACAAAGUGAAGAGAAGAAAAGUGAAUUUCGCUUUAAAAUUGUUUGAGUCGUCUCUGCUUUUUCCCUUUCCUUCAUUAUGAAUGACCCCCCCCCCCACCCCAGUUUUGUUCUUUUAAAGAGAGGAUGGGGCUGUGAUGUGGACUCAAUAGAGUCAGUGCUGAAAAAGCUGGGGUGGAGGUGGGCUGGGCAAAGGUCAGAGCUGGCACUCUGUGUCCCGAGGUGGGGGGGUUAUUGGGGGAGGGGGCACAUUCUUUCUGUAUGGCUUAAUCGACCAUGAACAGUGGGAUCAGAGGCCUUUGGCUGACAUGUAUCAGUCAAACCCCCUUUCACACCCACAUCAGAUUGAACAGUCUUUCAGUGCAGCAUAGCAGAACAGAGGCUUAGCUAGCCAUCUACAAACCCUGCAACAGACUUUGAUUCUAUUCACUGUUUUCAUCAAGCGCACCCUCCUACACUGUAAACUACACACAUGUGGAGCUGAACUUUAUCUCACAGUAUUUCAUAACUAUAAUGCAGAAAUCUCGCUAUAUAAAGCAGGGUUAAUGCUGGCUUGCUUUUUAUUAAAUUUUUUUAUAGUUUUUUGUGCAUCGUAAUGAAUAAUGAAUCAUUGCCUUCAUAGGGGGUUCUCCCCAUGAGGAAUAAAGUUCUGUGAUGACAUAGAGGCAGUCGGUGUUUUUGUACAGAUGUGUUUUACAUUAUGAAAUAAUAACUGCUUGCAGGACUGCAUACUGUACCACUCAAGAAUUCACUAUUCUGUGUGUAAUGCAAAACCAUAAAGCUAGAUAUUUUCAUAUUUCGAGGCACAAAGGUACAGCUAAUGUGUUUUUUAUUAAGUAAUGUAUGCCUGUAUGUGACCAGGCUUGUUUGAGAUUAUUUGGUAAUAACAUGGAAUAUUACAUAUGAAUAUUUAUGAUUUUGACUUUUGUAGGAUUUUGUCCAAACAAAAUGUCUCAAGCAUCGCGUUCUAUUCCUUCCCAUGGUCAGAGGUUAAUGGGGCUAAACAUUUAUUUACAACUUGCCUGUUGAACAAUAGCAAGUGUUACAGUAGCUGUGGGAAUUGACCGCCAGUGUGGAAGCUGAGAAUUUCUGUGGGCAGAAAAGAGAUUUCAAGCCCCUUUAAUCCAAUUCUGUGAUUGGUCGACUGCAUGGUCGAUUGCAGGGCAACCUUUAAAGGGAGGUCCUGUAGAUCAGAUUAUGUGUAAUUAUGAAGAUGCAGUAGGUAUGCUUUGAUUUUUAAGAUUAAGGAAACAUUUUGGGAUAAUAAAAUAAUUGUCUCUAUAUGCAGAUUUGUGAUAUACAUUUGUUCCAUUGGUAUUUUUUGUAGUUUCUCAAGUGUUCAUUCAGCCAUUUUAUUUUUGCAAGCUUACCAUAGAUGUCUGCAUGUUUGUUCUCCAUUUUACCUCCUGCACCUGUGCCCUAUAUGAGUUCCUAGCUGUAAUCUUUAACCUUUUAAGGUGCAAGAUCAUAAAUAUGUGAUCAGAGUGUUUUUAACUGAACAUUCUAAUGUUGGUU